Molecule: messenger RNA, 429 nt
Organism: Camellia sinensis
Lineage: Eukaryota; Viridiplantae; Streptophyta; Magnoliopsida; Ericales; Theaceae
Source: RefSeq, a predicted model, not a curated record
AUGACCGGUUAUUGCAAUUGCAUUAUUUAUAACAUUCUCUUGAAGUAUGGCUCUGGUGGAACCCUAGCUGAUUUGAUCAAGAAAAGUGGUGGCAGAGCAUUGCUUGAAUCUGAUGGUAGGUGCUAUACAAGGCAUAUUAUUGAAGGUCUUGAUUGUGUUCAUAGCUCUGGUUAUGUUGACCGUGCUCUAAAGCCUGAGAAUAUCAUAGUUGUUUCAAUUAAUACUAGUAUUGGGAUUGAGUAUGUGGCUAAGAUGGUGGUUGAUAGAGGGCUACAACAAGAGACUCUUGAUGAUGUCUGGGAUGUAGGCUGUAUUGUGUUUGAGAUGUUAUUUGGGAAGUCUGUAUGGGAUGGGAAACAAGAUUCAGAAGUUGAGGGCAUUCUCUCUGACACUGGUAAAGGGCAUGGACUACUCAAACUACCCAAAUGA